Macaca mulatta (Rhesus monkey) is the source of this 2517-nucleotide messenger RNA. The record is from RefSeq and is a predicted model, not a curated record. Lineage: Eukaryota; Metazoa; Chordata; Mammalia; Primates; Cercopithecidae.
AUGUUGUCCAGGACUGUCUGAAGUUCCUGGCCUCAAGCCAUCACCCGCCUCAGCCUCCUGAAGUGGUGGGAUUCCAGGCGUGACCCACCACGGUAGACCCUGCAUUUCUCCUGUGUGCUCACUGCCACACGCAGCUCAGCCUGGGCUGCACAGCCCGGUGUCAGGUGCGUCUCUGCGGACCUGGGUCUGCCUGCAGCGUGGACCUGCAUCUUCCCUGAAGCAUCUCCAGGGCUGGAGAGACGACUGCCAUGCACCGAGGGUUCAUCCAUCUGCAGAGCCCGGGCCACUGGGAGGAGACGCCAUGACCCCCGCCCUCACAGCCCUGCUCUGCCUCGGGCUGAGUCUGGACACCAGGACCCACGUGCAGGCAGGGUCCCUCCCCAAACCCACCCUCUGGGCUGAGCCUGGCUCUGUGAUCAUCUGGGGGAGCCCCGUGACCAUUUGGUGUCGGGGGACCCUGGAGGCCCAGGAGUACCGUCUGGAUAAAGAGGGAAGCACAGAGCCCUGGGACACACAGAAACCACUGGAGCCCAAGAACAAGGCCAGAUUCUCCAUCCCAUCCAUGACAGAGCACCAUGCAGGGAGAUUUCGCUGUUACUAUCUCAGCCCUGCAGGCUGGUCAGAGCGCAGUGACCCCCUGGAGCUGGUGGUGACAGGAUUCUACAACAAACCCACCCUCUCAGUCCUGCCCAUCCCUGUGGUGGCCUCAGGAGGGAACGUGACCCUCCAAUGUGGCUCACCGAAGGGAUAUCACCAUUUUGUUCUGAUUGAGGAAGGAGAACACAGGCUCCCCCGGACCCUGGACUCACAGCAGCUCCACAGUGGGCAGUUCCAGGCCCUGUUCCCUGUGGGCCCCGUGACCCCCAGCCACAGGUGGACGUUCAGAUGCUAUUACUAUUAUAGGAACACCCCCCAGGUGUGGUCCCACCCCAGUGACCCCCUGGAGAUUCUGGCCUCAGGCGUGUCUAGGAAGCCCUCCCUCCUGACCCUGCAGAGCCCUGUCGUGGCCCCUGGAGAGACCCUGACCCUGCAGUGUGGCUCUAACGUCGGCUACGACAGAUUCGCUCUGUACAAGGAGGGGGAACGUGACUUCCUCCAGCGCCCUGGUCAGCAGCUCCAGGCUGGGCUCUCCCAGGCCAACUUCACCCUGGGCCCUGUGAGGGGCUCCCACGGGGGCCAGUACAGAUGCUACGGUGCACACAACCUCUCCUCCGAGUGGUCAGCCCCCAGUGACCCCCUGGACAUCCUGAUCUCAAGACAGUUCUAUGACACGGUCUCCCUCUCGGUGCAGCCGGGCCCCACGGUGGCCUCAGGAGAGAACGUGACCCUGCUGUGUCAGUCAUGGGGACAGUUCCACACUUUUCUUCUGACCAAGGAGGGGGCAGCCCAUCCCCCGCUGCGUCUGAGAUCAAAGUACCGAGCUCAUAAGUACCAGGCUGAAUUCCCCAUGGGUCCUGUGACGUCAGCCCAUGGGGGGACCUACAGGUGCUACGGCUCACACAGCUACAGUCCCCACCUGCUGUCUCUCCCCAGUGACCCCCUGGAGCUCGUGGUCUCAGGACCCUCAGGGGGCUUCAGCCCCCCACCCACAGGGCCGCGCUCCACACCUGGUCUGGGAAGAUACCUGGAGGCUUUGAUUGGGGUCUUGGUGGCCUUCGUCCUGCUGCUUUUCCUCCUCCUCUUCCUCGUCCUCCGACGUCAGCGUCAGAGCAAACACAAGAUAUCAGACCAGAGAAAGACUGAUUUCCAGCGUCCUGCAGGGGCUGCGGAGCCAGAGCCCAAGGACAGGGGCCUGCUGAGGAGGUCCAGCGCAGCUGCUGACGUCCAGGAAGAAAACCUCUAUGCUGCCAUGAAGGACACACAGCCUGAGGACGGGGUGGAGCUGGACAGUCAGAGCCCACACGAUGAAGACCCCCAGGCAGUGACGUAUGCCCGGGUGAAACACUCCAGACCUAGGAGAGAAAUGGCCUCCCCUCCCUCCCCACUGUCCGAGGAAUUCCUGGACACAAAGGACACACAGGCGGAAGAGAACAGGCAGAUGGACACUGAGGCUGUCCUUUUCUCUCCAGGCCCCCAGCCCUCCCCCACCCCCACCAUGUUCCUUCCCUCUCACUCUCCCCCACUGCAGGCUGCUGCAUCUGAAGACCCCCAGGAUGUGACCUACGCCCAGCUGCAGAGCUUGACCCUCAGACGGGAGGCAACUGAGCCUCCUCCAUCCCAGGAAGGGGAACCUCCAGCUGAGCCCAGCGUCUACGCCACCCUGGCCAUCCACUAGCCCGGAGGGGACCCAGACCCCACACUCAGCAGGAGACUUGGGACUGCUGAAGGCACGAGAGCUGCCCCCAGUGGACACCAGUGAACCCCAGUCAGCCUGGACCCCUAACACAGACCACGAGGAGACGCUGGGAACUUGUGGGACUCACCUGACUCAAAGAUGACUAAUAUAGGCCGGGCGCGGUGGCUCACGCCUGUAAUCCCAGCACUUUGGGAGGCCGAGGCGGGCGGAUCACAAGGUCA